UCUUGCAUGGACAUUUGUUCGUGUAAGAAAUACCUUGCGCGGGUCAGUAUAUUAUAGGGUUAUUGGAGGGAUUUAGGUGUAACUUCGUCAGACCACCAGACCCCGUCAAUGUGUUGGCUGCAUCUCUUCACUGACUUCGCAAGUGACUUUUCGUUAGAAUCAUUAGCUCGGUGCUUCAUCAGUACCCACCUUCAGCACCUAGGCUCCUGUGAGCGAUAGUUUGAAUCAUGGCGGCGAUGAGGCAGGGAAGGGGUAGUGCAUUCUCACACAUUGCGGUUUUAGUGGUGUCCCUGUCGAUGUUUCUGAAGGGGACGCUCGCUGCGCAGUAUGUGGUGGGAGGGGAAUUGUCCAAGUGGAGUUUCCUUCAUUCGAACAGCAAGCUGUCUUUCUACAACGACUGGGCGAAGAACAUCACUCUCAAAACGGGCGAUUCUCUUCUUUUCCAGUAUGACAAUGCCACCCACAGCGUUUAUUAAUUGGCGUCGGAGGCAGAAUACAUAGCGUGCACCUUGCCCAAGACCCCUGUCGGUAAGUGGGUAAGUGGGCGUGACUCUGUGUUCAUCAGCAACGCUGGGACAUAUUACUUCAUAUGCGGCACUCCAGCUCAUUGCGCACAGGGCAUGAAGUUCACGAUCGUCGCGACUGGGGCUUUUGUUGCGGCGCCUCCUCCACCUCCGCCCGUUGCAGGUGCUCCUGGUCCAGCAAACCACACUGCACCCACUACAACCUUCUCCAGCGCCGUCUCUCUUUUGGCCGCCCUUUCAUUGUCCGCGACGAUUGCUGUUGCAAUGUAACUGGAUUACUUGACCAGAUUUUAAUUUGGUGAUAGAAUGUGGUAUUCACCGCAUCGAUGAAUUCUUAAUGCUAUGAAUCUCGGGGAGCUUCGACCUGCGACCUUCUGAGCGAAUCAGGCAUCACUGCGAGCAGCAUGACAGCGUAGUAUAGGCAGUGAGAUUUUGUAAGCUUCUGAUCACGACCAAUGUCUCUUAGUUAUUCAUUCUUUCACCAGGUCAGUAAAAAUAUCCAUUACAUGGCUUCAGUGCCAUCAAGGUGUCACACGCAUUUCUAAUAUAAACCCUGUUCAUAAUUCAUAGACUCCAAA
Physcomitrium patens is the source of this 1102-nucleotide messenger RNA. Its product is annotated as early nodulin-55-2. Gene Ontology annotation, molecular function: electron transfer activity. Lineage: Eukaryota; Viridiplantae; Streptophyta; Bryopsida; Funariales; Funariaceae. The record is from RefSeq and is a predicted model, not a curated record.